Molecule: messenger RNA, 5619 nt
Organism: Misgurnus anguillicaudatus (oriental weatherfish)
Lineage: Eukaryota; Metazoa; Chordata; Actinopteri; Cypriniformes; Cobitidae
Product: protocadherin alpha-C2
Biological process (GO): homophilic cell-cell adhesion
Cellular component (GO): plasma membrane
Molecular function (GO): calcium ion binding
Source: RefSeq, a predicted model, not a curated record
AGAGAGAGAGAGAGAGGGAGAGAGAAGGAGAGCGAGCGAUAGGCAGCACCCUUGUGAGGGGAAACAAGAGUCAGCUUCACAGAGAGAAGGAAAAAGACAGGCUAAAGAAAGAACAUGGAUGAAGCGGAUAAUUUUCUGUUUAAAAAGGCAGUGGAGGGGAGACUUUGGUCGUCCUGCACAUAGUCUGACCGUUUUUCCCGUUCUUAGAUGCCAUGUUCGGGAGCCGUUGCGCGGAAAGCGGUUUUUAAUUCGUCUGUGGAUGUUGCCAGCUUGCGAUGGCUAUUGUAGGGCGAUGUAGCUCCAUAAAAGUGAACGCGCCUCUUUGUUUUUGUUUCUUUAUUGUUUUACUAAGUGGUCUUACAAAUGCACAGAUUCGCUACAGCAUUCAGGAGGAGAUGGAGAGCGGUACCCUCGUUGGGGAUCUUGUACGGGAUCUUGGACUGGAGCUGAAAAAGCUCUCGGCGCGUCGGAUCAAAAUCAGCUCCGACAGCGCGAGGCGAUACUUCAGUAUCAACCACAAAACUGGUAAGCUUGUUAUAAGCGACCGGAUUGACCGCGAAACGCUCUGUGAAUUCAGCGGGACCUGCACUCUCAGCCUCGACGUGGUGUUAGAAAACCCAUUCGAGCAGCACAACGUGGAUGUUGAGAUUUUGGACGCAAAUGACAACUCGCCGCUAUUCCCACGAGAUGAGUACCAGCUGGAGAUCCCCGAGGGCGCACAGCCAGGCGCGCGGUUUUCCAUUGAGGGCGCGCAGGAUCCGGACGACGCCUCGAAUUCUGUGCGCAAUUAUCGCCUUACCUCAAACGAACACCUGGCUCUGGACUCAACCAAACCACCUGCAGAUGGAAAACACGUAGAGCUUGUGCUGAAAAAACCUUUUGACCGUGAGCUCGUGCCUUCGCACCAGUUUCUUAUUACAGCUACUGACGGUGGUUCGCCUCCGCGCUCAGGCACAGCCAGAAUCAACGUGCGCGUUUUGGAUGCUAACGACAACGUUCCAGUAUUCGACAGCUCUGUAUACAAAGUGAAAGUGAGGGAAAACUCUCCUGUUGGCGCGCUUGUCAUUAAAUUAAAUGCCACAGACCGGGAUGAGGGCUCCAACGGGGAAGUGCAUUAUUCAUUUAGUUCCUACACACCAGACAAAGUAAGACAGAUGUUUUCUGUAGACACAGAAAGUGGAGAAAUUAGAGUUAAAAGCAACGUGGACUAUGAAGAAACAAACAGCUAUGAGAUGUAUAUACAGGCAGCAGACAAAGGCCAGGGGGCUGUUGCAGUGCAUUGUAAGGUGGUGGUAGAGGUUCUAGAUGUGAAUGAUAACCCUCCCGAGAUUGUACUCUCCUCUCUCUCCAGUCCAGUUCGAGAAGAUGCUCGGGCAGACACUGUGGUGGCUUUAAUCAGCAUACAUGACAAAGACUCUGGCCAAAACAAACAGGUCAGUUUAGACAUCAUCCCUCCUAACCUUCCCUUUAAAAUCAAAUCCUUUCGCAACCAUUAUUCCAUUGUUACCUCUGCUUUCCUGGACAGAGAGUCCAUUCCCUCUUACAACGUCACGGUUAUAGCCACCGAUGGCGGUACUCCACCUCUUUCGUCGUCCAUGACAGUGCGAGUUGAAGUGGCAGACGUAAAUGACAACCCACCACGUUUUGAAGAGGCUUCGUACACGGUUUACGUCUUCGAGAACAACGCGCCCAGUGCCUCUCUGUGCGUCGUCAAGGCAACAGACCCUGACGCUGGUGAGAACGCUCGCAUCACGUACACUGUCCUCAAUGAUAACAAUCAUGGGAUUUCUGUGGCAUCGUACGUGUCUGUCAAGCCUGCCACGGGUGAGGUGUACGCAUUAAGAUCCUUUGACUUUGAGAAGCUGCGCGAGUUUCAUUUCCAGGUCAAAGCCCAAGACAACGGUGUACCUCCACUGAGCCGGGUGGCGACUGUCUACAUUUACAUCAUGGACUCUAACGACCACAGCCCACAGUUUGUUCACCCAGCAGCGAAUGGCUCUCAAUCCAUCCAGACCCUUUUACGUAACGCAGAGGCAGGGGUGCUUGUGGCACGUAUGCUGGCUUGGGACUUGGAUGCUGGAGAAAAUGCCUGGCUCUUGUACAGCCUCCAUCACCCGCCCGACCUGGAUUUGUUUAAGGUGCACGAACACACAGGUGAAAUCCGCACCACCCGACGAGUGAUCGAGGACAAUUCCACUGUUUUUGGUCUCACGGUGCACAUAAGAGACCACGGCUCACCUCCACGUUCUGCCUCAACAACGAUCAAUGUCGCCAUUAUGGAACUCCCACCCAAAGUGGCCCCGGACCCCAAACGCAUUAUCAGGCCGCAUGGCGCAAUGAUCUUCUCCAAUGUUACCUUGUAUCUUAUUAUUGCCCUGAGCGCCACAACCUUUGUCUUUUUGGUCACUGUUUUUGUUUUGGCUAUCGUUCGCUGCCAUGCCUACUGCAGUCAACCAGAUGCUUGUUCCUGCUCGCCUUGCUGUGGGGGAAAUAAGAAGAAGGCAACGAUGAAGAAGACACCCAAAGAUGGUGGUGGUGGUGGAGGAGGAGGAGGGGGCGGGGCUACAGGUGGAGGAGGAGGUGGAGCCACAGGUGGCGGAGGGGGCGGUGCUGGAGGGAUCACAGUUCAGCAACAGGCAGUGUUGCGGAGGGACCUAAAAGUGGAACCUCAUUACAUUGAGGUUAGAGGAAAUGGCUCUUUGACCAAAACGUACUGUUACAAGACCUGCCUGACCGCAACCUCUGGAAGCGAUACGUUCAUGUUCUACAACACGGGCCGUCCUAUUAGUGGUACCUGGGGCUCGGGGGCCGACCGUUUCUUCACCGGUCAGAGCGGGCAGUUUGUACGCAGACUGAGCAUGCCGGACGCCACGGCCAUACAGCCUAAAGUUCCCAAUACGGACUGGAGAUAUUCAGCUUCACUCAGAGCAGGAAUGCAAAGUUCGGUCCACAUGGAGGAGUCGUCUGUGAUGCAGGGAGCUCAUGGAGUUAUGGUUCAGAAUUGGCCUACGGUCUCCAGUGCUGCCGACCAGGAGGGUGGAGAGGUGUCUCCUCCCAUAGGUGCCGGAGUGGACAGUAACAGUUGGCAUUUCCGGUACGGUCCUCCAGGGGGUCCUCCUCCGCACCUGAAACCGGGUGAGGUUCCUCCCGAAGCCUUCAUCAUUCCUGGUUCUCCAGCCAUUAUUUCCAUCCGACAAGGACAAGAUGGAGACGACAAGAGCGACUUUAUUUCCUUCGGAAAAAAGGAUGAGGCCAAAAUGAAGAAGAAGAAAAAGAAGAAGGAGAAGAAGGACAAACGGGACAAAGGAAAGGAUGACGAUGACUAGAGAGAGAGAAAGAGAAAGGAAAUAGAUUUAACAGAAAAGACAGACGUCUCAACAGCAGUCUGGGGAAAAAAAACAAAAAUUACUUUUUUAAUGCAUGGUCUAUCUGAAGCUUUGUGUUUAUCUCUCGCUCUUUACAGAUAUAGCCAGUGUUCCCUUACUCCUUAAUGAAAUCAUGCGAUUUGUUUAAUCUGGAUUUGUGAUCGAUAUCUCCGAUCACUCACAAUUUAUCCCACCCCUUCAGACUGAUGUUGGUAUUUCUGUCUUGAUUGUGGUUUUUGUUUUCCGAUAGGGAGACGAAAUCAGAUUUAAAUUGUUUGUAAGCUGUGUCACUUCAGAUGGAUUGAAAAACAUUGAGGGAGGGGGGUUUAGUUUGUGGUUCUGGAAUCAGAACGCACGCUAGUGUAAAUAAACAGGCGGGGCACCACAGUAUGUAAAACAACCUGCUCAAUUAUUGCUUUUAAUUAUUCACUUAUCCUGUGUGGAAAACAUCCCUUGAAAACAGAGACACUGAACCAUGUUUUCACUCUCAAAAGCAGCAUUUUAUAAAAAAGACAAAGAAUUGAAUGAUGGAAUGCACUUUUUUGUUGCUUUAAUUUUGUUACCAGCUAACGUUCUCCACAGAAGAGUACAGUAUAUAUGUGAGCAGUCCUGUAUGUACCCUCACGUACACUUAUAUAAACACACAUCUAGUAAACAGGGUUAAGAAUCAAUGCGUUUCCUGAGGCUCCCGCUAUCUCUCCUGCUCUGAACUGAUUUUAACCCAGUAAAGCGUGAAGUUUGGUCUUGAGAUCAUUGGCAUGUAUGUUUUAACCAUGAUGGGUCCGUUUCAGCAGUGAGAUGGAUUUACUCUUAAUGGGAUGUAAAACUCAUGGGCCAAUAUAACUGGAAACUGUAUUGGAGCGUGAUUAUGAGCCCUGUUAUGGCAGAGAAUGUUUAUGCAUAUUGACCAGUAUUAAUGUGUUGCUUCACCAAACCUUAAACACUUUUACCUUAUAAACUGUCCUGUAAUAUCCUCUGUAGAUAUGGAAUGUGGGUUAUGGUGUGAGUUUUGAAUUGCACUGCCCCAUGCCCGUAGACCCUGACCUCCUUUAACCCUGACUUUGUGCCUGUUCUCUCAGCUCAUCACUGGACUGCGUCCGGUGUCUUACUCUCUUUAACAGAUUCUCCUCCCUUCUGCGUGAUGUCUGGAGGAUCAAGGACACACCUCAAGGGCAAUGAACAUAUUAGUUAGGGGUUUUCAAAUUGGGGCAAAGAAGUGCAAGGGUUUUCUUGAGCGUGUUUUUAUAAGCUUUAUUGCUACUGUACAGAGCUUUUGUCUGUCUGUCUCGUUCUGUAUGCCAGGUAGGCUAGCUCUAGACAUGUGGUAAUGCAUACAAUGCCUGUCACGCCAUUCCUGCUAAAUUUUUGGGGCACUUUUACAGAUGGGCCCCCAAUGAGUAAUCUUAGUGCGGGCCUUCAUUACAGGGACUGGGAUUUCAUUCCUCGUUGCCUCUUUAAAUUGCCUGAACUUCGCAACAGACUGUUGUCUCCACCCGUCAUGCCUUUGAACCCCAGUUUCUUUCACGCAGCCUGUUUAUCCUGAUGUCACAACUACACAAAUGUGACCGCUGCAUGACCAUACAAACAGAAAACACUUACUAUAUAGAGAUAUAUAUGAAUAUAGAUAUAGAUGGCUAUGAUUUGACUAUAUUUGUUUAUGGUUUUGAAUCAUUAUUCACAAAAGAGGUUUGUGUAUGUCUCUGAGGCUUUUGCAUACUGACAUCUUUGCACUGAUAACAGUGGACCGUUAUGAUGUUACUAAUCCUUUAGUAUUUGUAAAUGCGCUAUAGUGUCAUGCCCUGAAGCUCUCGGUUUGAUCUUACGCUUUUCAUUUUUUGUUAUGAGAACAAAUAAAAGACAAAAAAAACACUUUUGUGUUCCGCUUUGACAUAUUGAUCAAACUAGCACUGUAUAUUGUAGCUAAAUUAUGUAUGAUCACUCUAUCUCUUCUCUUUCACUUCUUUGACAAAAAACGGGAAACAAUCCUGAUGUAAAAUACAAUAUAUGUAGUGUAUGCUUGUACCUAGUGAGCGUUCAUAAUGUCAUGAUUUCAUAGUGUCUGGUGGUGGUCGCGCAACCAAAUGUUGUAAAACCUUGUUUUUGUACAUCUGCUCAUCAGUAUGUGAUGGUGAUUUAGUGAUGUCCAUUUCUCUCUUCCUUUCUCUUCUUCCUGAUUUAUUUCAUUACAAUGAAAAAGUGGUAAUGUGUUUUGUUUAUAAAUCACAAAAUAAAGUUUUCUUUCUUAAUAAUGUGA